UUUACUUGCUUUGUCAGCGGUGUCCCCGCAGCAGAUAUCUCAUGUUCCUCACCUGCUGCUGACCAGAACCUUGGACUUUUGUCUCAGACAGUGACUUAUCUCAUCAUCAGGAUUCCUUAUCAGCUAUUUCCUCUCUUGCAGCAUUUUCUUGGCCAGCCUCUUGCGGACCUUGAGCGGGGGCACGUCGGGUUCACAGUUUUUUUUUUUACCUAGCAGAGAAAGAUGACGUUAAAAUCCAAUAAAAACGAACCUGCUGUCAUACUGGAGCCGGUGAACAGCGUCCGGACAGCCCUCUCCGAUCUCUACCUGGAGCAGCUCCUUCAAAACAAACCAAAGUCUGACAAGGCUUCUAUGGAGACAUAUGAGAAUAAAGGAGCUGAAGUUUACACGAAUGGUAGUGCUCGACUCAUGAACGGCACAGGACUGACCAAGAUGAAAGAAGUAGAAUUUGAAAAAAAUCCCUCGGAGCCAAUGGGGGUCACUCUGAAACUGAACGACAAACAAAGGUGCACUGUGGCCAGAAUAUUGCACGGGGGCAUGAUCCACAGACAAGGGUCCUUACAUGAAGGGGACGAAAUAGCAGAAAUCAAUGGAAAAAGUGUGACAAACCAAAGUGUUGAUCAGCUACAAAAGAUUCUGAAAGAAACCAAUGGAGUAGUCACCAUGAAGAUCAUUCCCAACAUGCAGAGUCGAUCCCGAGCCUGCGAGAUGUAUAUGAGGGCCCAGUUUGACUAUGACCCCACCAAGGAUGACCUCAUCCCAUGCAAAGAGGCAGGUCUGAAGUUUCAAACCGCUGACAUCAUUCAGAUCAUUAACAAGCAGGACCCGAACUGGUGGCAGGGCAGAGUGGAGAGCACUGCUGCUGACUUUGCUGGACUGAUACCAUCCCCAGAGCUCCAGGAAUGGAGGGUGGCAAGUAAAAGCAAGGCCAGAGAGGGCAGUCAGUCCUGCAGCCCAUUCGGAAAGAAAAAGAAGUGCAAAGACAAGUACCUGGCUAAACACAGUUCUAUUUUUGACCAGCUGGAUGUGAUUUCUUAUGAGGAGGUUGUCCAGCUUCCUGCUUUUAAACGGAAAACCUUGGUGCUUAUUGGUGCACCAGGUGUAGGAAGGAGCCAUAUCAAAAAUGCACUAUUGACCAAAUACCCAGAGAAAUUUUGCUACCCUGUACCACACACCACUAGACCCCCACGAAAGGAUGAGGAGGAAGGACAGGAGUAUUAUUUCAUCUCCAACGAAACCAUGACCAAGUCCAUCUCUGGGAAUGAGCUGCUGGAGUAUGGCAGCUUCCAGGGAUUUAUGUUUGGUACCAAAAUUGAGACCAUCCAGAAGAUCCACGACGAGGAAAAAAUCGCUCUGCUGGAUGUGGAACCACAGACCUUGAAAGUCUUACGGACUGCUGAUUUUGCACCUCUCGUCGUGUUCAUCGCUCCCACCGACACAGCUCCCCAGACGGAGAACCUGCAGAUGAUCCAGAAAGAGUCCGACGCCAUUCUGACCACAUACAGACACUUCUUCGAUGUGGUUCUUGUCAACAACGACGUGGAUGAGAGCGUAAAAGGCGUGGAGGAGGCCAUGGAGCGUGCCACCUCCACCCCACAGUGGGUGCCUGUAUCAUGGGUGUACUGAUUCACCAAUGUAAUACCUAUUGUUUGUUGACAAGCAGUGCAAUAUCACUCCUUACACAAAACCUCUGAGUUAGUGAUGUCCCAGGUGUGUAUGGGUUUACUUUUGCUCAAUGUUAAUUGUCACUGAGAUUUUUUUGCACAUGUGCAUCCAAAAAAAAGAAGCAAUAUAUUGCACAAUUAUUCGGCAAAUUGUAUUCCUCAGGAUUAAUUUGUAUUGUUGAACAAAUACAAUGCUCUCAUUCAAUCUGAAAUGUUAUUGGACGGCAAGCCUGAAUGUUUAGCAGAGGAUAAAUGAGUUUUGUCUUUCUUAGGGUAGUGUAUGUGUGCACAAUUAUUAGACAACUAUAAGUGUGCAGAAUUAUCAGGCAACUAAAUUAUAAAAGGAUUUUUUCCAACUCACUUGUUUAUGCUUAAUUUUUGGAGUAAGUGUAACAUUAUGUAACACAAAAUGACAAUGAUAUACCAUUUUUGGCCUUUUAAUAUAGCCUUUUUUUCAAAAACUGCUGUGAGCCUUUCAUCCAUGGAGUCUGUCAGUUUCUUGAUGUGUUCUUUGACUGAAGCAGCAACCAGAGCCUCCUAAAUGCUGUUCAAAGAGGUGUAUUGUCUUCCCUCGCUGUAAAUCUCAUAUUUGAGAAGGUCUCACAAGUUCUUAAUAAGUCAGGUAAGGAAGGGGGCUAGAUCAUCAUUUGGUCAUCUUUGAGGCCUUUGUUGACUAGCCAAGCAGUUGAGUAUUUGGAUGUAUGUAAUGAAGCAUUGUCUUGAAUAAAGAUAUAGCCUAUUGGAAUGCUGAGGGCAUCUUCAUGUACCUCUGCUUAUCUUCCAGAAACUGGCAGCAAGUUUGUGAGAUGAUUUUCAGUCCGUCUUUAACCCAAAAAGGUCCAGCUAGGUCAUCCCUAAUGAUAGCAGUACCUACCAGGAACCCCCUUAUCCAACUUUCAGGCACCUGUUUCAAAGCUCUCGACAGUUCAACUUGUGAAUCUUUUUUCAAUGGUGGUUGUGUUUCAGCCUUCUUUAUCUUGGCCAUGUCUCUAAUCACGUGACACCUUGUACCUCAGGACUCUCCAGGUAGGUUGCAGCUCUGGACAUGGUGGCACUGGAGGAUAAAGGGUUCCUGGUAGCUUCACAUUUAAUUCUUCUGAAGGUCUUUUGCUGUUAAUUUGCACCAACACUGUUGACUAUUUGCAACAAAAAGUCCAUUUGUCCGGUUGUCACGCCUCAGUAGUUUAACUUUUUAAAGGUAUUUUACAAUUUUUCACUUUUCUAGCUGCCUAAUAAUUAUGCACUAAUCACUUGAGGACACACCUUCCCUCAUUGCACAAAUACAUGUCACCUGAAAAUGAAUAAAUCCAAGCUUUCAGGUUUUUAUGGUUUUUAGCUACUCACUUGCCUAAUAAUUGUGCACACAGUGUAUAAAGGUUUGUAACAGUGAGUUGAGAACCUCAUAAGGGAUGUUUGGUUGUCUGAACAUUGUGUGCUUCAGGCUUUGGAGGGGCUAUGGGAUAGUUUUGAUGGUGAUCGUUGGAAUGUGAGCAAAUGCAAAACAGGACCACAACUGUGAAUGAAAUCCUCACUUUUAAAUGACAGGAUUUUUAACGUGUUUAACAUUGACUCUACAUUCAUUGUAAUUUUUCUUUUUUCUGUUCUCAUUAGAUUGUGCCAUGUAAUUAAGAUUCUGAAACGGUUUGUUCAUAUAGUGUGUGUAACUCCUUACAAUCAGUCAGUCAUUGAUAACCUCACCUGUCACACCUCAUCAAUAUUGUAUACCUCAUGAGGUACUGUAAAGGCACUUUCAAACAGAAAAUAAAUUUCCCAGCUCUGUUGAACUGCUUUUUUGACU
Messenger RNA from Scomber japonicus (chub mackerel), 3462 nucleotides. It is a transcript of the gene mpp1, whose product is annotated as MAGUK p55 scaffold protein 1. Gene Ontology annotation, molecular function: signaling receptor binding. Bases 223 to 1626 code for a protein of 467 amino acids. Gene Ontology annotation, cellular component: cell-cell junction; plasma membrane. Lineage: Eukaryota; Metazoa; Chordata; Actinopteri; Scombriformes; Scombridae. The record is from RefSeq and is a predicted model, not a curated record. The transcript has 12 exons.